Molecule: messenger RNA, 3225 nt
Organism: Saccostrea cuccullata (small rock oyster)
Lineage: Eukaryota; Metazoa; Mollusca; Bivalvia; Ostreida; Ostreidae
Product: peroxisomal acyl-coenzyme A oxidase 3-like
Exons: 13
Coding region: 131-2302 (723 amino acids)
Biological process (GO): fatty acid beta-oxidation using acyl-CoA oxidase; lipid homeostasis
Cellular component (GO): peroxisome
Molecular function (GO): fatty acid binding; pristanoyl-CoA oxidase activity; FAD binding
Source: RefSeq, a predicted model, not a curated record
CUUCAACUGAAGAAGGUAUGAAAGUCAAGAUACACUUUGGACAGGUCACAAACUGAAACUCUUACUAAAUACACAAUCAAUCACGGGAUUAAGUAACUGUUGAAUGUAGGAUCCAUCUGAAUCUGAUUCAAUGGGUGAUCCAAAACCUGUACGACUGAUAUCAGUGUCAGGUUCCCUCGAUUCGUCCGUCGUAGCAGAGGGAAACAUGUCUGGCGAUUUGUUGUCAUUAGAUAUUUUGAGAGACCCACCCUCUGGGCCACUCGAUGAAUACAGAAAGAGGGCAUCUUUUGACUGGAAGAAAAUGAAAAUGUUUUACUACGAAGAAGAUAUUCUUCGAUUUCAGAACAAAAUAUGGACAACAUUGGAGAAGGACCCUAUUUUCUCGAUGCCGAUGGAUACACCUGCAUUGAGUGACUACAGGGAAGCCACAUUUCUGAGAUGCAAGCGUUUGUUUGAAUAUAACCUGAUCAAUGAUGAAGAAAUCUUCAAUAAUCCACUGAAACAUAAGAUGUUCACAGACUGUAUCGGGAUGUAUGAUUGGUCGCUGUCUGCCAAGUUUUUACUGAACGUGGAGAUGACGGGGGGCACCAUCACCGCCUCGGGAUCGCCGCGCCAUGGCGACAUCGUGGACAAAAUCAAAAACUUUGAGUAUUUUGGCUGUUUUGCUCUGACAGAACUCAGUCAUGGUAGUAAUACAAAAGCCAUGAGGACAACAGCUCACUACAUACCAGAAACACAGGAGUUUGAGCUGAACACACCCGACUUUGAAGCCACGAAGAUUUGGUCAGGGAACAUGGGUAAGACUGCUACCCACUCGAUUGUGUACGCCCAGCUGUAUACCCCCGACGGAGUGUGCCAGGGCCUCCAUUCCUUUGUCGUCCCUAUCCGUGACCCCAAGACCCUACACUGCAUCCCUGGGGUAGUGGUGGGGGACAUGGGAGAGAAGCUAGGUCAGAAUGGGCUGGACAAUGGAUUCAUGUCUUUCAACAAUUACCGCAUUCCUAGAGAGUAUCUUUUGAACAAAACAGGGGAUGUAACUCCAGAGGGAAAAUAUGUUACACCAUACAAGGACCCCAGUAAAAGAUUUGGGGCCUCACUUGGGGCAUUAUCGGGGGGCCGAGUGGGUAUCACUGGUAUGUGUGUGUGUAACUUGAAGCUCUGUAUGCCCAUUGCCAUCAGAUACUCUGCCGUUAGGCGACAGUUUGGUCCCACAGAGACAGAGGAAAUUCCAGUUAUAGAGUAUCAACUUCAGCAAUGGCGCCUGAUUCCAUAUUUAGCAGCAACCUAUGUUUUGGAGCACUUUGCAGACAGUUUCUUUAUGGACUAUGCCUCGCUGAGAAUCAGUAUUAUGGUGGGGGAUAAAUCAGAGAGAUCAGCUGAGCUGGGUAAGGAAAUCCAUGCUCUGUCGUGUGCCAGUAAACCCCUGGCGGGCUGGAUAGCUAGAGACGCCAUUCAAGAAUGUCGGGAGGCCUGCGGGGGCCAUGGUUACUUCAGAGUGAACAGACUUGGCGUACUGCGGAAUGAUAACGAUCCUAACUGUACGUACGAAGGGGACAACAACGUCAUUCUACAACAGACCAGCAACUAUCUGUUAUCUCUAUUGGACAGGAUAUCAAAUGGUGAUGAGAUUGAUUCCCCAUUAGAGAGUGUCAACUUCCUAAACAACAUGAAGAGCAUCCUGAGCUCUAGAUUUACCCCAACCUCUGUAGCACAGUGUAUGGAUCCUGAGGUGUGUGUGAAUGCUUUCCAUUGGCUGGUGUGUCGAUUGUUGAUUGAUAGUUCUCAGAGAUUACAGUCCCAGUCACAGAAGGGAAGCGAUGGAUUCACAGCUAGGAAUAACAGUCAGGCUUACUUCUGCAGGUCACUGGCUCUAGCUUAUAUUGAGCUGACUGUCCUUGAUCGGUUUGUGACCGUGUUACGUGAGGGUAAGGAUGGAGAGCCUGUACCAGCAGAUCUUGUUCCAGUUUUGGUCCGCAUCGCUGCUUUGUUUGGACUCUGGAGUCUUGAGAAACACCUGACAACAUUGUAUCAAGGUGGUUAUAUAUCUGGGAGUGAGCCCCCUAAGAUUAUCCGGGAGGCCAUUUUACAGCUGUGUUAUGAACUUAAGGAUGAUGCUGUGGCCCUGGUAGAUGCUAUCGCUCCUACAGAUUUCAUCCUGAAUUCCCCAAUAGGAAAGUCUGACGGACAGAUUUACAAGAACUUAUACAGUGCAAUGAUUCAAGGACCCAAUGCUCUAGAAAGGCCAACAUACUGGAAAGAGUUUGUGGAUAAACCUGUGAUAGGUAGCAAGGCUAAAUUAUAAACUGGAACUCUUCUUGUGAGAACUAUGAUAAACAAGUCAAGGAAUAUUGUGUGUGAUACAUUUAUCAUCAGUGUGAUUGAUAUUAUGUACAACAUAUCAAAACAAAAACAAAAAAAAACAUACAGUAUACAUAUAUGGUGAGAUUUGACUCCAUUAAGAGAAAUGGGUGACCAUAAGAGAUACAGUACUGGAAUGAAGUUAUAUGUACUUUGAUAAAUGGACUUUUGUAAAAUGUCACUCAUUUCAGACACUUUGAAAUAACAAACACACAUUUGUUAGUGGAAGGAGAAGAAGAGACAGUAUAUAUUUUGAAAUAUGAUGCAAAAGGACUUAUACAUUUCUGUUAUUCACUGUCCAUGUAAAGAUGAAGUAUAAAUUUAGAAUAUUUAUUUAUUUGAUUUACUCUUAAUGUAAACCUGAUGGCAUGUUUUUUGAAUAUUUUUUCAUGUAUCUUAGUAAUAUACAAAAAUAAAAAAUAUUUAUUAUUAAUAACUACAUGAUUUCUAGACUUAGUUCAAAAUGUCCAGAAAAAUAUUUUUUAAUGUACAUCAAAAGUUAUUAUUAGCAGUUUUCACGAAUUCCAAAGAGCAAAAAAAGUCAACCAUCCUCUGGAAACCUUUUGCUAUAUUAGUAAUUCUUUAAUCAUAAUCUCUUAUCAUUUUUUUUUAAUAUAGUGAAAGAAUUUGUCUUCAGACCUUGAAGGUGUCUUUUAAAGAUUUGUUUGUUUUUGUUGAAAUACACAGAAGUAUUAUUGCAGUGCUAGACUGCAUGAGUAUUUAAUGAAUAAUUACUGAGGAAAAUUCCUUUAAUGGGGAUUUGCAUUGCAGCUAAAGUUGUGUUUGUUUAUAGAGGCAUUGAUGAACAUAUGAAUAACUUGUUGAGAUUCAUUUCAUAAAAUCUAUUUUACUUAGUAUUCAUUUUUU